Messenger RNA from Pseudozyma flocculosa PF-1, 3885 nucleotides. RefSeq lists its product as uncharacterized. Bases 1 to 3885 code for a protein of 1294 amino acids. NCBI's taxonomy places the organism in Eukaryota, Fungi, Basidiomycota, Ustilaginomycetes, Ustilaginales, Ustilaginaceae. Gene Ontology annotation, molecular function: metal ion binding; guanyl-nucleotide exchange factor activity. The transcript has a single exon. The record is from RefSeq and is a predicted model, not a curated record.
AUGUCCGGCGUCCAGUCGUCGAUGUCGUUCCCCACCCUGCCGAAGUCUCCCGAGCUUCAGCAGGCCGAGUCUGGUCCUUCCACCUUCAGCCAAGCAGCGCUGCGGCAAGAGCCGCCUCGCAGUCGACCCUCGGCCGCCUCGCCCUCCGCCAGCGCCGUCUCGCUACCAGCGCGGCACUCGAUCGACUCGAACUUGACCAGCGACACCCGCGACCCGUCGCAGCCUUCCUCGACAUCAGCCUCGAUAGGGUUCCCCACCGCCGGCGUGCGUCCGGCCUCGCGGGCGUCCGCCGCUUCGUCCCGUCCCUCGUCGGUGGCAUCCAGCUCCUCGACCCGCGCAUCGUCCCAUGUCCCCGGCCAGCUGGCGGCGUGUCCGGGCAUCCUCAGCCCUGGGCUCGCAUCCGCGCUGGGUCUAGGCUCGUCGCUCCAGGCGGCGCCGGACGGCAGUCCGAUGGUGCGCAGGGAAAGCACCGGCUCCGGCCAGCACCGCAGGGUGCGGGCCCAGAGCACCCAGGGCCCAGGCUCGGGCAUCCGGCGCCCCUCGCUCCCCGUCGUGCCCAGUAUGCACCACCGCAUGAGCGUGGCCAGCGUGUCCAGCUUCGAGAGUCUGCCAGAGGACGAGAUCGUCCACGGCUUUGCACUCACCUCCGGCUCCGGCUCCGGACCCAGCAGCCUCGCCAAGGCUCGCCACAGCAGCUACGAGCGGUCGACGCCAGCGGGCAAGCACUCCGUCAACUUGGCAUCGCCCACCUCGACUUCGGCCGCAGCGAGGGCCGAAGCGCGAUCUCCCAGCCCCUCGUCGACCGCGGCCUUCUCUUCCUCCAUCCCAAGCCCAUCGAAGCUCUCGCAACAGCUCGACGCGGCCUGCUCGCUGCACGACCGUGAAGCUUCGACCGAUUCCUCGACGUCGGCAUCCAGCAUGUCGUCCCGUCCCGGUAUCCUCAAGCGAUCGGCCACCGAACCGUCGCAAAAGUUUGACCUGGUGCAGAUGCUCUCGCGCCGCAAGAACGCUGUCAUGGAGCUGCUCGAUUCCGAGAGGAGCUUCAUGUCGAGCCUCGAGCUGAUCGAUGCCGAGUACUACCAGCCGUUGAAGGCAUCGCUCGGCGGCGGCGGCGGCGGCGGCGGUUCCAGCGGUAACGCCUCGCCGACCCUGGCCUCCUCUGGCGCCGCGCCCAUUCUCGAACGCAAGGCCCUCGCCGAGAUCUUUUCCAACUUCUCCGACAUUCUGCACCUCAGCAAGGAGCUCCUGGCGCGGCUCGAGGCGCGGCUCGGCAGCGCUGCUGGUAGCGGGUCUCGGAUCCUCGCAAGGCCAUCCGGAUCAGAUGCAUCCCGAACAACGGCGGCCAACAAUAGACCUUGGGAUCCGGCACUCGACACGAUUGGCGACAUCCUGGUGCCCCUGGCGCCCUUCAUGAAGAUGUACAGCCUCUACGUCAAGAACUUCAGCAGCGCGCUGCAGCGGAUCGAGGCCGAACGCAAGGCGAACGAGGCAUUCGCUUCGUUCCUCAAGGAGACCGAGCAGCGCAGGCAGGCCAAGGAGGCGUCCAGCAGCGCUGCGACCGGCCGAAAGGCUUUCGGCUUCGGCCUCGGCUUUCAGGCGCACCUGCUCACCAUCGUCCAGCGCAUUCCGCGCUACAAGCUGCUCGUCGAUGAUCUGAUCAAAUCGACGCCCGAGUCGCACGUCGAUCGGCCCGAUCUGGUCAAGGCGGGCCAGACCAUCGAGCAAGUGGCUUCCUACAUCAACGAGAACGUCCGACAGCACGAGAUGGUACUGAUGAUGCUGUCGCUGCAGCGCUCGCUCCAAGGCCUGACGGAGCCGCUGGUGGUGCCCGGCCGCUCGCUCGUUAAGCGGGGCACGCUGAUGAAGACAUGCCGACGCAACGUCCAGCCCCGCGAGUUCUUCCUCUUCACCGACUGCAUCAUCUACGCCAGCCCCAUCAGCGGCGGGAUCGAGUCGGCCUCGGCGGCAUGGCUGGCGCUGGCGCAAAAGGGCGGGCUGUACGGCGCCGCAGCAAACGAACCGCCAGCGCAGGCGCUCGCAUCACCCGGCGACGCGACCGCAGCCAUCGAGUCGAUUGUGCCCCGCGCGCGGCUGCGCACCAUUUCGGGCCCCGAGCCCUACACGCCACUGGCGGGCGCCAUCUUUUCGCUGGCCGGCCACCAGCUCCAGUUCCGGGACAAGUUUCCGCUGCGCGACUGCACCGUCGUCAGCGUCGACGACCACUCUCUCCACGGCCUGCGGUACUGCUUCGAGAUCCGGACGCCCGGAAAGAGCUUCGCCGUCUACGCAGAGACCUCGGCGAGCAAGGAGGCCUGGGUUGCCGCGAUCCGAGAGGCCAAGGCGGAUCACAUGUCGGCGCGGAGGACGCUGCGUGCUGACGAGGACUCGAUCGAGGCGAAGCGGGACAAGCGCCGGUCGCAGCACCGCAUCGAGCUUCAGGUCACAUCCAGCCGCCGGCUGUCGACGCAGAGCCUUGGCCAGUACAUUGGCCUUUCGGCCGCUCCCUCGUCGAUCCCCGAAGCCGAGUCGGAAUCCGCCGACGUCGACGUCGAUGUCGAUGGCGACGCCCUGGCCGUCGCUCGCACCAGGACCGAGUCGGCGCCCAACAUCCUCCGGCCCCCGUCGUUCCCGACGUUUCCUUCCAACGCCACGGGCAUGUCGCUGGCUACGCUCCUCUCGCCGAGCGCCCACGCGACGCCGACCAAGCCGCUGCGCGUGCUCGAGGACUACAAUGCGCCCGUCUGGGUGCCCGACAACCGCGCCGAGAAGUGCGCGUGCUGCUCAGAGGCGUUUGGUAUGUGGCGACGCAAGCACCAUUGCCGCCUGUGCGGCCAGGUGGUCUGCUGGAACUGCAGCCAGCGGUCGUUCCUGAUCCCGGCGUACCAGGACGACGAGGACGACAAGCCGGCGCGGGCCUGCGACACCUGCUACGACUCCGUCUUCCCUCCCGAUUCGCCAGAGCAGACGGCCAUGGCGCUGGAUGUGGCUGAGCCGGCAGCGGCCGCGGCGGAACCACUUCCGACGUCAUCGACGAGGCAGACGGUCACCGGCGUCAAUAUGGCUGCGGCGCCGUCCAACGACGGCAGCGUCAGCGGCAGGAGCGGCUCGAGCAGCGGCCUGUUUGACUCGGACACCUCGCCUGGCUCGCCGGCGACACCGGCGGGCGACAUUUCGCCGCACUUUGCCCAGCACCCCGGCCGCUCGCCGCUCGGAUCUCCGCCCUCGAGCGCGACGAUGCGCCCGGAGCUUUCGUUCACCGACAAGGCGAUGGUUGGGCGGCCCAAGUCGCUGCGGUUCGACAACCUGCCGCAGCCGGUGUUUGCGCCCGAUGCCCGGUCGUACGGCGGCUCUCCUCCCAAGGUGCCUGCCCGGUCCAAGUCGAUUAGCGGAGGUGCGCCGCGGAUGCCCGAACGCAGCUCGGCCGCCGAGGCGCAGCUGUUCCAGGCGGCGCUGCACCCCCAGGUGCAGGCGGCGACAUCGGGCACGGGCACCUUCCGGCUGGUGACGCCGAGGUUGACGACGCCCGACUCGGAGGUGCCGCCCAACGAGUUUGGCAGGAGAAGUUCGCAUCCGCCGUCGAUGAUGGGCGGCGUCUCGUCCUACUUUGGCAACGCCGAGGGUGCGACCGGGACCGAAGGCACGGGCACCACCUCUGCAGCGUCGUCUGCUGCCGCCGGGUCCGCCCCGUGCCUCGAGGAUGCCGCCAACGUGGGCAAGGGAUCAGAGCCUUUCAAGCCUUCGAUGAUCCACGGGCCCAACGGCAUCCCGGCGCACCUACGGGCGCAGCGGAAGCGUCCGAUGAGCGCGGCCGACCGACUGAGCACCUUUUACGGCGCCAACCUGGCCCUCUCGAGCGCGAGCGAGGCGAGGAAGAAGUCGCAGUAG